Messenger RNA from Alnus glutinosa, 1369 nucleotides. RefSeq lists its product as uncharacterized. The transcript is spliced from 5 exons. The coding region runs from base 291 to 929 and encodes 212 amino acids. Lineage: Eukaryota; Viridiplantae; Streptophyta; Magnoliopsida; Fagales; Betulaceae. The record is from RefSeq and is a predicted model, not a curated record.
AGAAACACAAAAGGAAAAGACAGUCUAGACAGAGAAAGGGAGAAGAGGAAAGGAAAAAAGCUUCUUUGUGCUCCCUCUCUCUCUCUCUCUCUCUCUCUCUCUCUCUAGCCUCUUCCAUGAUCCGCAAUUAUUUCAGGGACCAAUCUCUCCUUCUCUCUCCAUUAACAUAUAAAAGCAGAAACAGCUAACGAAACCUGCUCCAAAAAAAGAAUCUGAUCAUAUAUUCAUUUAAGAAAAAAAACAUUUUCCUGUUGUUUUGUUUGACGUUUCGCAAAAGAAAAAGAGCGAACAUGGUGUCGGCGAACCGUGAGAUGGUGGUCUUCUGCUUCGACACCCUUGUCGCUCACUACAACAGCGAAGAUGCUCCUCUCCCGGCCUUCGAUGAGGGUCACCACCCAUUGUUUGUUACUUGGAAGAAAGCGGUGAAUGGUGGGGAGCCUCGUUUACGUGGAUGUAUUGGAACUCUGGAAGCUCGUUGGUUAAUUAAUGGCUUCAGGGACUAUGCUCUAAACAGUGCUUUGAGGGACCGCAGGUUUCCCCCCAUACAGGCUAAAGAGUUACCUUAUUUGGAGUGUACAGUUUCCAUUCUGACUGAUUAUGAGACUGCUAACCACUAUCUUGAUUGGGAGGUUGGAAAGCAUGGUAUAAUUAUUGAGUUUACUGAUCCGGACAAUAAUACAAGGCGAAGUGCGACAUAUUUGCCUGAGGUGGCUGCCCAUGAAGGUUGGACAAAAACAGAGGCAAUAGACUCGCUGCUGCGAAAAGCUGGCUACAAUGGCACUAUUUCUGAGUCACUCCGGAAGCGCAUACGACUGACCCGUUACCAGAGCACACUGUUUACAAUGCACCACAGUGAAUAUGUUGCCUAUGUCAAGGAAACCAGGGGAGGAGCUCCGUCUAUUGUUGGGGCUAAGCCCGGGAACCAUUGAUUCUUCAAAAUAUCUUUUGCUAAGACCAUAAAGGCUACUUUGGUCUAGACAAGAGAAUAAUUGAAUUGAAUUGGGUGGGACUGGAUUUGUUUGUCUUCAAGCCCAGACACCCAGGUAAUUGUUCUUACCUGUCCAUAUCAUUCUUCAAAUUCAUUUGAUUUUGGAGAAAGAAACCAAAAAGAACAGGUUUCCUUGAUUUCCAUACCCUAAAUUCACGUUUAGCAGCUUCUCUGGGAAAGCUAUGCUGGUGAAAAAUGGUCCUGGAGUGCUUUAUCUAAUUAUGUUUAUCUUCGGCUCCAGUAUCCAAUAAUAACUGUUGGAAUUGUUCUAUUUUAGUUGGGCAAUCUCUUAGCCGGUGGCUGGGGUUAAAACUCUUUAUUCAACUUGAGCACUUUUAGUGACAAUCUUUAGACCAGAAAUACAACUCCCAACUUUUACAA